UUGUUCCAUCCUACAGAGUGGGACAUGAAAUUGCUAGUUAUUAUCGCGCAUACGUUAUAUAUUUGUAUUAUAUGACGACAUAUUUUCUUGGAUUGCAGUAGCUUGCUUUUCUCAUGAUAUAUGUAAUCAAUCUUUGGAUGUACGAGUGGUUUUUCGUUUUUCGUGGUGUUUCAUCAUUUGACUUUAAACAGAAGCAUUGCAAAUUGUAAUUGCAAGUUGACUAGCAGUUUUCUAAAGUUAAUAACAUACUGCGUGGUCGUCUUCUCAGCAAUAUGUCAACCUCAAGGUUUUUGAAGUAUAUAAAAACUGAUUGGAAAACAAUACUUGAAAAAAUCAACACGGAUGCAUUUGCCUCAGAAAAAUCGAAAAUUGGAAGCAGGCCUGCCUACAGUACGGCAACCGCCCCAGUAAUAAAGACAUCGCCAGCACUUGAAAUGUCUCAAAUCCCGUCGGAGGUUAAACAACCAAGCAGUAACUUGGAUCCAACAAUCAUUCAAAGGGCGUGGAAAUCGGCUCUACCAAACCUUGAAUUAGUAAACCAGCAGAAAUCGUCAACUUAUAUGGAGGUUGCCAAAGCCAUUGCAAAAGAUGCACAAUCAUUAAACUCGAGACUAGGAAAAGUGACGAAACAUGUGGAAACUGUCGGAUCAAUUAUUGAUCGACUUCAAUCAGAUGACCUCAAAGGUGAAAUGAGCAAAACGGUUUCCAAAAAGUCGUUUUCGUCGGGUUUAGUUUCUAUUGGGUCGGCGUUAUACUUUCUAUUCGUAGAAUAUUUUCCCCGGUUAUUCAAACUUUUUGGAAGUAAUGAUUCUCAAGAUGACUAAGCCAAACACUUAUUAUUAAUGUCCUUUUAAUGUAUUCUAUUUGAAACAAAUUUUGUACAAAUUGACGCUGAAUGUAAAAUAAACUUGUAAAUAUUUUUGUUUAA
This is a messenger RNA of Folsomia candida, 928 nucleotides long. RefSeq lists its product as uncharacterized. The transcript is spliced from 2 exons. Bases 273 to 824 code for a protein of 183 amino acids. Lineage: Eukaryota; Metazoa; Arthropoda; Collembola; Entomobryomorpha; Isotomidae. The record is from RefSeq and is a predicted model, not a curated record.